Messenger RNA from Leguminivora glycinivorella, 3087 nucleotides. RefSeq names its product protein SHC1-like. Bases 265 to 1350 code for a protein of 361 amino acids. NCBI's taxonomy places the organism in Eukaryota, Metazoa, Arthropoda, Insecta, Lepidoptera, Tortricidae. Gene Ontology annotation, molecular function: protein binding. The record is from RefSeq and is a predicted model, not a curated record. The transcript has 5 exons.
AAAACAGUUUUGUCUCCCGUCUGUGGAGGCUCUACUUCUACUCUAGAUAUCUACAUCGACAUCCGUGAAAAGUAGUCGCGGUGCGGUGCGGUCGUGUGUUUGCUACUUUAUAUUAACGCUAAAAAAAAAACUGAACUGACAAUAGUGGCAAAUUGGCAUUUGGCCUUGGCUUAGGCCAAGGGAUAUUUUGAGUGUUUUCUUAAUGUCCUACAAUGGAAAUCCUGUAAUUUAACUUUCGGUAGCCAUCUCUAUUUUGUUUUUAACAUGUGGAAGUAUGUAUCACGCCGUAUCAGGGACACGUUAGAGAGGAACGUUGCCCAUUUCGACAGACGUAGUACUACAGGUUAUGGAAACUCAACUGGUUCUGCGGAAGAUAAGGACAAGCGAUCUCCAUCAUGUCGUUGGUAUUCGCGAUGCUGUGGCUCUUAUCAAAAUGAUAACAACACCAACAGUAAUAGGUGGAACUUCGAACAGCUAAAUCGCAGUUGGAUAGGUGCCAUCACAUGGAGCAGUGCUCUGGUUGUUGGGUGGUAUGCCAGUCAACUGCUUCAUUUAAAAUACAAGUAUCAUCUCCAGGAUCAGUCUAAGAAAUGCCCAAGAACAAACAAUGGGAAUCCACUAUGGGCAGGGCCGAGGAUGUUUUCUGCUCUGUAUCCAUAUGUGAAAUGUGUUAAGAAAAAUGAUGAAGUCCUGAAACCUAUUCCUAACAUCGAGAAUGUAUUAAGGGGCUUCACUCCUACAGUACAUUUUGUAACAAAUGAACAUGGUGGAGAGAAACAUCGCAAGUCGAGCAGCAGUGCUAGUAGUACUGAUUCAUCAGAAAAUGAUUUGGGAGAAGUUCUGAAUUCCAUUGAGAAUAAAUUAGGGCUUGCGGCCCUUGAAAAUGGUCAUCAUCAGGAUGGCUUGAACCUUCUCAGAUCUGCAGCAAAUCGUAACCAUGCACCGGCUCAAUACAAUCUAGGGUUGUGUUAUGAGAUGGGACUUGGAGUUGCAGCUGAUGAAAAAAUGGCAAUGGAGCUGUACCGAUCAGCAGCGGCUCGGGAACACCCUGUAGCCCUUUACAAUUUGGGAAUCUAUUAUGGGCAGGGCCGAGGAGGGCUCACACGAGAUGUAGCCACUGCCACGCGUUUGCUUCGUCUAGCUGCUGUGCAGGGUCAGCAAGAUGCUAUUAAAGCUCUAAAGGACCUUGACGAAGACAUUGUUGCAUCAAAACCGAAGAACGAAGUUGACCCAUCGAUGUAUGCCUACCCAUCUGCUCCAUACCUGCAUAAUGACAAUAGUAACAUUGUGCCAGCCCACGCCACUCUUUUUGUUGAAAAUGCACAAAUGCUUCGUCCUCAAAUUUAUUAACUUUGACUAUUUUGUUUUUAGAAAUUGGUGCGUUUAUAAUUCGCAUUUUAGUGAUUUCAGAACUUAAUAAUUUAGUUAAUAAGUCGAACAAUCAUCCUAACACGUUUAUUUUAUGGUAUUUUGUUUUAAUUCUACCUAAUAGUAUUUUACACACACAAUAGGUACUUCUAAAUCUUAUAAUAUAACCAGCUGAAGGGACCGCGACAAAAACAUGAAGAGUAAUUUUAUUUAAUCAAAAUCAUACUAUGUCAAAUUAAAUUGGAACGUACACCUAAAUUAAGGGGCUAGAAACAUCUGCCUAAUUAGAAAAAAACCUUAGGAAGAUACCUAAUAAAACUGAUCAAAUAAAUUAGUAAUUAUUGACUUUAUGUGAUAGUGUAUGCGGUGACGGGAUUAUAAGAUAAUUACAUAAUUAUGUGACUAUAAUAUAAUGAUAAAUAAUAUCAGAUUUGUUAAAAUUGUUACCGAUACGUAAGGACGUGGCGUACGGGCACUAAAAAUGGUCUCACCGCUGUACAUAAACGUGAGAGCCAAACCUAGUCUAUGCAAACAAUUGCGCACUCAUCGCGUUGUAAUGUCGAAUAAAAAUUAUUGUAAAUGCGCUUUCGUAUGUGUACCUUUAAACGAGCAAUUCUUGUAUAUUUAUAUAUAUAUAUACUGACGAGCUCGGAAACCGCUCUAACGAUUUCGCUGACAUUUGUUAUGUGGGGGUUUUCGAGGGUGAAAGAUCGAUCUAGCUUAGCCGCCUUAGGUCCCGGAGAACGCGAAUUUUCGAAUUUUCAUGUAUUUUUCUUUCUCGUUAGUAAACGCAAGAUAUGGUCGCUAAUUUCGUCGCCCGCGCAUCGGCGUCGCGUAGCUCCGUGUAAGAGGGUUGGUCUUAUAUUCGCAGGCACAUUCGCAAAUGUCAGGGUUUCGAAUCCCGGCCAGAAAGUUUUUUUUUAAAAUUAUAUUUAUGAGGUUUUUUUUUUAUCUAAAGACGUGAUGUGAUAUAAUAAAAUAUGAAAGCGAAGCUCGGUCGCCCAGGUACUAAUACUUUGAUAUCAAUAUUUAAAGUUCAACGCCUAUUGUUAGGAUCCUUAUCAAACAGACGAAAUGUUAAGUCUUAUUAAACGAGAUCUUUGACACUGUUAGUUUUACGUUAAUAAUCUACGUUCAUUUUAGUUGUGUGUAAAACUAGUUUUGAGUCUUCGCACGGCUCUAAAGAACUAGAGUCAUUAAGAAAGACUUCCGUGAUAAUUUGCGAGUUCUGUACAUGUUUGUAAAAUUUCUUGUAAGUUGAAAUAAAUGAAAUCGAUAAAAUCCCUCAAACAUUUUUUUUUCUAUUGUCUUUAAAACAUGAUCAGGAUUUGAAUGGAUGAAGUCCGCAGAGAAAGAGGCCUCAAGAUUACUUAUUAAACAUAUUGUGUCAUCCAAAAACCGCUACCAUUUUCUAAAAUCCGUUAUCACGACCUUAUACUACUUCACCUUGUUAAACUCGUCGUGGGCGUGAGUUUCCACACGUGGUAAAGCCUGAAAUUUAUUUAUCUCGUAAGGCUAGUCAAAUAUUAAGACACUCCUUUUUACUUUUUAUUUAUGUUGACGCUCUCCGAAAGAAAAUUUCGAGAAAGUGUAGGUUUAGUGGUUUAAAUUGUAUAUUAAAUGUACAUACAAGUACGCUUGUAUACAAAUUGUUAUUGAUUGACGCUUAUUGUUAAGGGAGUAUUUUUAUUUUGAAAUAAACUACAUAAUUAGACCUUA